Molecule: messenger RNA, 6110 nt
Organism: Lymnaea stagnalis (great pond snail)
Lineage: Eukaryota; Metazoa; Mollusca; Gastropoda; Lymnaeidae
Source: the annotation of a GenBank genome assembly
AGAUAACUCUAGAAAUCAAAGAUGCUGUUUAUUGGUAGAGUUAGCAUUCUUGAACUUACAGGCGUGUUUAUGCUGGGCGUUGGUGUACUUCUAAACACUGCUGGACUUGCCACACCGGGGUUGGUAGAACUUGCAACAUAUGGUGGUUAUAUGUCUCUAGGUCUGUGGAAAUAUUGCUGGCGGGAGAUGUGUGCAAAGUACAAAUAUGAAACUGUGCAUUGUAAGUUAUUUGUUCAUUAUCACAAGUCAGCAAUGCUUUGUUAGUUAUCUGUUCAUUAUCACAAGUCAGCAAUGCUUUGUUAGUUAUCUGUUCAUUAUCACAAGUUAGCAAUGCUUUGCAAGUUAUCUGUUCAUUAUUACAAGUCAGCAAUGCUUUGUAAGUUAUAUGUUCAUUAUCACAAGUCAGAAUGCUUUGUAAGUUAUCUGUUCAUUAUCACAAGUCAGCAAUGCUUUGUAAGUUAUUUGUUCAUAUCACAAGUCAGCAAUGCUUUGUUAGUUAUCUGUUCAUUAUCACAAGUCAGCAAUGCUUUGUAAGUUAUUUGUUCAUUAUCACAACCAGCAAUGCUUUGUUAGUUAUCUGUUCAUUAUCACAAGUCAGCAAUGCUUUGUUAGUUAUCUGUUCAUUAUCACAAGUCAGCAAUGCUUUGUUAGUUAUCUGUUCAUUAUCACAAGUCAGCAAUGCUUUGUUAGUUAUCUGUUCAUUAUCACAAGUCAGAAAUGCUUUGUAAGUUAUCUGUUCAUUAUCACAAGUCAGCAAUGCUUUGUAAGUUAUCUGUUCAUUAUCACAAGUCAGCAAUGCUUUGUAAGUUAUUUGUUCUAUAUCACAAGUCAGCAAUGCUUUGUUAGUUAUCUGUUCAUUAUCACAAGUCAGCAGGGCUUUGUUAGUUAUCUGUUCAUUAUCACAAGUCAGCAAUGCUUUGUUAGUUAUCUGUUCAUUAUCACAAGUCAGCAAUUUUUUGUAAGUUAUUUGUUCAUUAUCAAUACCAGCAAUGCUUUGUUAGUUAUCUGUUCAUUAUCACAAGUCAGCAAUGCCUUGUUAAAUAUCUGUUCAUUAUCACAUGUCAGCAAUGCUUUGUUAGUUAUCUGUUCAUUAUCACAUGUCAGCAAUGCUUUGUUAGUUAUCUGUUCAUUAUCACAAGUCAGCAAUGCUUUGUUAGUUAUCUGUUUAUUAUCACAAUUCAGCAAUGCUUUGUAAGUUAUCUGUUCAUUAUUACAAUUCAGCAAUGCUUUGUAAGUUAUCUGUUCAUUAUCACAAGUCAGCAAUGCUUUGUAAGUUAUUUGUUCAUUAUCACAAGUCAGCAAUGCUUUGUAAGUUAUCUGUUCAUUAUCACAAGUCAGCAAUGCUUUGUUAGUUAUCUGUUCAUUAUCACAAGUCAGCAAUGCUUUGUAAGUUAUUUGUUCAUUAUCACAAGUCAGCAAUGCUUUGUAAGUUAUCUGUUCAUUAUCACAAGUCAGCAAUGCUUUGUUAGUUAUCUGUUCAUUAUCACAAGUCAGCAAUGCUUUGUUAGUUAUCAGUUCAUUAUCACAAGUCAGCAAUGCUUUGUUAGUUAUCUGUUCAUUAUCUUAAGUCAGCAAUGCUUUGUUAGUUAUCUGUUCAUUAUCACAAGUCAGCAAUGCUUUGUAAGUUAUUUGUUCAUUAUCACAAGUCAGCAGGACUUUUUUAGUUAUAUGUUAAUUAUCACAAUUUAGCAAUGCUUUGUUAGUUAUCUGUUCAUUAUCACAAGUCAGCAAUGCUUUGUUAGUUAUCUGUUCAUUAUCACAAUUUAGCAAUGCUUUGUUAGUUAUCUGUUCAUUAUCACAAGUCAGCAAUGCUUUGUUAGUUAUCUGUUUAUUAUCACAAUUCAGCAAUGCUUUGUAAGUUAUCUGUUCAUUAUCACAAGUCAGCAAUGCUUUGUAAGUUAGUUGUUCUAUAUCACAAGUCAGCAAUGCUUUGUUAGUUAUAUGUUCAUAAUCACAAGUCAGCAGGGCUUUGUUAGUUAUCUGUUCAUUAUCACAAGUCAGCAAUGUUUGUUAGUUAUCUGUUCAUUAUCACAAGUCAGCAACUUUUUGUAAGUUAUCUGUUCAUUAUCACAAGUCAGCAAUGCUUUGUUAGUUAUCAGUUCAUUAUCACAAGUCAGCAAUGCUUUGUUAGUUAUCUGUUCAUUAUCUUAAGUCAGCAAUGCUUUGUUAGUUAUCUGUUCAUUAUCACAAGUCAGCAAUGCUUUCUUAGUUAUCUGUUCAUUAUCACAAGUCAGCAAUGCUUUGUAAGUUAUCUGUUCAUUAUCACAAGUCAGCAAUGCUCUGUAAUUUAUUUGUUCAUUAUCACAAGUCAGCAAUGCUUUGUUAGUUAUCUGUUCAUUAUCACAAGUCAGCAAUGCUUUGUUAGUUAUCUGUUCAUUAUCACAAGUCAGCAAUGCUUUGUAAGUUAUCUGUUCAUUAUGACAAGUCAGCAAUGCUUUGUUAGUUAUCUGUUCAUUAUCACAAGUCAGCAAUGGUUUGUUAGUUAUCUGUUCAUUAUCACAAGUUAGCAAUGCUUUGCAAGUUAUCUGUUCAUUAUUACAAGUCAGCAAUGCUUUGUAAGUUAUCUGUUCAUUAUCACAUGUCGGAAUGCUGUGUAAUUUAUCUGUUCAUUAUCAAAAGUCAGCAAUGCUUUGUAAGUUAUUUGUUCAUUAUCACAAUUUAGCAAUGCUUUGUUAGUUAUCUGUUCAUUAUCACAAGUCAGCAAUGCUUUGUUAGUUAUCUGUUUAUUAUCACAAUUCAGCAAUGCUUUGUAAGUUAUCUGUUCAUUAUUACAAUUCAGCAAUGCUUUGUAAGUUAUCUGUUCAUUAUCACAAGUCAGCAAUGCUUUGUAAGUUAUUUGUUCAUUAUCACAAGUCAGCAAUGCUUUGUUAGUUAUCUGUUCAUUAUCACAAGUCAGAAAUGCUUUGUUAGUUAUAUGUUCAUUAUCACAAGUCAGCAAUGCUUUGCUAGUUAUCUGUUCAUUAUCACAAGUCAGCAAUGCUUUGUUAGUUAUCUGUUUAUUAUCACAAGUCAGCAAUGCUUUGUAAGUUAUCUGUUCAUUAUCACAAGUCAGCAAUGCUUUGUAAGUUAUUUCUUCUAUAUCACAAUUCAGCAAUGCUUUGUUAGUUAUCUGUUCAUAAUCACAAGUCAGCAGGGCUUUGUUAGUUAUCUGUUCAUUAUCACAAGUCAGCAAUGCUUUGUUAGUUAUCUGUUCAUUAUCACAAGUCAGCAAUGCUUUGUAAGUUAUCUGUUCAUUAUCUUAAGUCAGCAAUGCCUUGUUAGUUAUCUGUUCAUUAUCACAAGUCAGCAAUGCUUUGUAAGUUAUCUGUUCAUUAUCACAAGUCAGCAAUGCUUUGUAAGUUAUCUGUUCAUUAUCUUAAGUCAGCAAUGCCUUGUUAGUUAUCUGUUCAUUAUCACAAGUCAGCAAUGCUUUGUAAGUUAUCUGUUCAUUAUCACAAGUCAGCAAUGCUUUGUAAGUUAUUUGUUCAUUAUCACAAGUCAUUAAUGCUUUGUAAGUUAUUUGUUCAUUAUCACAAGUCAGCAAUGCUUUGUAAGUUAUCUGUUCAUUAUCACAAGUCAGCAAUGCUUUGUUAGUUAUCUGUUCAUUAUCACAAGUCAGCAAUGCUUUGUUAGUUAUCUGUUCAUUAUCACAAGUCAGAAAUUUUUUUUAAAGUUACCUGUUCAUUAUCACAAGUCAGCAAUGCUUUGUUAGUUAUCUGUUCAUUAUCACAAGUCAGCAAUGCUUUGUAAGUUAUUUGUUCAUUAUCACAAGCCAGCAAUGCUUUGUUAGUUAUCUGUUCAUUAUCACAAGUCAGCAAUGCUAUGUAAGUUAUUUGUUCAUUAUCACAAGUCAGCAAUGUUCUUUAUAAAGUCAAAUUACACCUACAUUUUAUUUCCACCAUAAAAUAACUGCAGUAAUUAUAAAAAUACGUUCAACAAUCAGUUGUUCCAAUGCAUUUGUGUUGCCGGAGAAGCAUGUGUAUGUUAAUGUGUUUGAAUGUGUGUUUUAAUCGGCUAAACAUACUGGAUCAGUACAUGAAGCAGUUUUAUUCGUAUAUUCAGUUUGAAGUAAGAAGUUAGUGGGGGACAAGAAGACUUGCUACUCAUCAUUAACAGAUCAAUUAUGGAUUUUCUAAUUCUUUUUUUUUUUUUAAAUUAUCUAUGCGUUUAACAGGUAAAUUUAGACACCUAGCUUAGACUUUUACAAUCAUUUAAUCUAUUUAAGAUUUGGCGGUUUGGGGUGGGGGGGGGGGGGGGGGGGGAGAAAUCAUAGAUGCACACAUGUUUUAUUGAUGUAAUAACCCCCCCUCCAUAAAAAAUAAUAUAUGUAUAAUUAUUAUAUUAUAAAUAUUAUAUAUAUAAUUAUAUCAAAUCACACACUAAUAGUUUAAAUUCGACAAAAAUUUAAAGUGAGCUGUGACUUGAAGGUAAACUACGUCCAAAUGACUUUCAAUGUCAGACAUUGCUUAGCUGAAAUUUUUAUAAAAAUCAAAUCUUACAGUGCAGUGCACAUAUAUGAUUCACGCUAGUACCCGAAACAUAUAUUUCUUUUUUUUUAAAUUUAACAAAAUGUAUGGCAAUAUAAAGUUAACUAAAAUAUCAUCAACUGUUAAUUGAUGAAAAAUGAAAAAAAAAAAACAAUAUUGUUGACAUGUAUAUUUUUUUGUUCCUUGUAGUUCAUGACAUUCAGCAAAUACUGAUACGUGGUCAAGUCUUCGCCAUAUUAGCGAUGGUAUCCAGUUGCCUGGGCUUGGCCCUGACCUUCACCUCUGUUGCGUUACGUCAGAUGGGUAAACCAAAGAUCGGUUUUCUUCACGUGAUUUCAUUUGUCGCGUAUAAAUUUUCACGUAAGUUCAUUGAUGACGUCAAAAGUCUCUGUCCGUAAUCUCAAAGCCAACACGUUUGUGGUAAAAACAUUGCAAUGAUUUAAUUUGCUCACGUAGAGCUGAAUAUUGGGAACUAUUGUAAAAUGCAUUACUAUUUGAUCUAUUAGAGACUCCGUUCCUCGUGUCGAGUAUAGGCGUUUAAUAAUGAUUGUUGCCACUGAAUAGUAUUAUUUUAUUAUGCUUUAUUACGCGCGGUGUGCGUUUGAGAGUUCUAUUAGUUUGUGAACGCUCUUCUCGCGCUUGACUCUGUGACGUAUUUUUAUGCUGAUUGUGACGUAUUGUCUAGACGGUAUUGUGGCGUAAGUUUUAAUCGUGCGGCAGUAUGGAAUGGAACUUUGUGGAAGUUGGAUGUGUAUUAUUUAUGUCUGAAAGCGAGCUGCACUACAUUCAUGUGUUUAUGUCUAUAGUAUAUACUUAGAUAUUAAAGUUAUAAUUAUUAUGAAAAGGAAUUGAGUUUAUUCAGUGAUAGCUAGAAUAGUACGACGUAUUCAACGUGUGAAAGAACCUGGCGAAUUAAUGAAUUUAGUAGAACAUAUGAGUUGACAAAGCUUCAUUUUUAAAACUCUAUAUUUCAGUUGCUUUCAUCCUGAGAACACUCAUUGUGUGUGGCGUUAUGUUACAGCCGUCGAUCCUUGAGAUCGGCUACUCCUUUAUCCUGAGUACCAUCGGUGGCAUCAUGAUUCUUGUGGGCAAUAUCGUAUUUUAUCUGGCCAUUAAAAAAGUAGACGACACGCCUCAACAUACACGCCUAAUUGACCAGUCUUAACUUGCCUUAGGACAGACAGACGGACAGAGGGCCGGAUGGACAGACAGACGGACAGACACUGGGACGGACGGCCAAACAGACAGACGGACACAUGGAGGUAAAGGCUAAGCUCUGAUGAGAAAACAUCACAAUACUUCAGGAACUAACUAUCCAAACAAACAAGUAGAGAAACUCGGAACCAUCCCGAUUAAGAAACACACUGUCAGGGGUCAUCAAGAUUGUGUCAGUGGAGGGCGAGUCCUGAAACCCGUGUUGUGGCUAAUGGUGGACACUUCGAAUAAAUAUUAUAGUUCAUAUUAUUAACAAUUAAACAUUAGAAUUAAAAUGAGUUUUGAAAUUGAGAAAAGUGUAUAAAUAUUUAUAAAAAUUCCAGAAAUGUGUCUCUAAAUUACGAACAGAUUUAAUAAUGGCUUUCAAAAUGUUAUUUCGUUACAUACAUAUCUGAAGAAUUUGAAAGGUUUUGACAAUAAAUGAAAGAC